GACAUUGAAUGGGGAGACCGGGCGCGAGCGAGGCGCGCGCGCACCCGGGCGCACCCCCGCCGGCCCGCUAGCUCCGAGGUCCCGGCCACGUAAGUCAGUCUUCACGCCGCCGCGGGGCGAUGCGGGCGUGCUGAGCGCGGGGCUGGCCUCGGGCACCGCCGGCCCUCCCCUUCCACCCGAAACACCCGUCCCGCUCCCUCCGAGGGGGAAAGGAGCGCAUCCAAGAAGAGGAAGAAAAGCUGCAAUUGCUUCCCCAACCGACCCUUCCCGGCACACCGGGUGCAGCGCGGGGAAGCCGCCGGGCGCUCCGGUUGCAGAUCCUUCCCAGGCAGGAGCCGGGGACCCCGCGGGAAGGAAGGAGCGCCGCCGCGCUCUGGGCUGGCGGGGCUGGGGGCGCACCCCCGUGCAGCGCCCGGAGGAGACCCCCGGAAGCUCGGGAAGCCGGAGACCAUCGAUCUGCCCUGGACUCUGCCCGCACGCCUCCCCCCUCUCCUCGGAGGACCGUCCGGAGCAGCGGGAGCGGCGGCGGCAUGAGCCGGUGCUGACGGCGGCCGGCCCGCCCGCGCCGCCCUGCGCGCCCCGCUUUGCAAUCUUUUGUUGGCAGCGCCGGCCGCUCCGAGUGAAAUGCUCCCUGGCUUUUUUUCUUCUUCUUUUUUUCCUCCCGGUCUGUUUGUUUAAUUCUUGGGAGAGCUCCUGCGAUCUUGGAAAAGCCUCAGACGCCAUCUACAGUUAAACCGUAGAUCACUCCCCUCUCCGGCAUCCUCCCCCCCUUCCACGCCCCCCACCCUUUCCACCAAAAAAGGGGGUGCAGCGCGGAGUCCGCCUGCCGCGCGGCGCGAGCCGGGAGCCCCGAGCCGGUUUCCUUUCUCUCUUUUCGCGUCUCCAACGCGCGGAGGGAGAGUGGCGGCCGCCGCGCUCCCCGAGGACCGCACCGACCCGAGCGAGCCGGGCGCCUCCGACCCGCCUGCCUGCACGCCCGCAGCCCGCGCGGGGCUCGCUCCGGGGGACACGGCGCCGCAGCUCCCCCGUUAGCCGCCCGGCUCCUCGCCUGGACCCGCGUCGGAGACCCAGGGAGAGAGAAACUGAAAAAGCGCGGCGAUCCUGCACCCCGCCGGCCGCUUCGGGGGGAACAAAAGGACCCGAGCCGCUGCCGACCGAGCCAGAGCCCCCCGCCCCGGCGCCGGGCUCUCGGAGCAGACCAGGUGCCCAGCUGCACCCUUUCGGGGGGACCCCGAACUCUCUCCCCGCGUGGCCCCCUUCCCGCCGCAUCCCUCCCCUCGCGCCCGCUUUUAACAUCAUCCUUGGCCCCGAGGCGCCUGCACAGCCUCGCUCGCCAGCGACUCGGACUCGUCCCCCGGCGGCGGGUGUUGGUGCGCCGGCGGCCGGGCGCGCGGCCCCCCCACACCCAUGAACAUACACAGGUCCACCCCCAUCACCAUAGCGAGGCAUGGGCGAUCGCGGAACAAAACCCAGGAUUUCGAGGAGCUGUCGUCGUCCAUAAGGUCCGCCGAGCCCAGCCAGAGCUUCAGCCCGAACCUCGGCUCCCCGAGCCCGCCCGAGACCCCCAACUUGUCGCACUGCGUGUCCUGCAUCGGGAGGUACUUGCUGCUGGAGCCGCUGGAGGGGGACCGCGUCUUCCGCGCCCUGCAUCUGCACAGCGGGGCCGAGCUGGUGUGCAAGGUGUUUGAUAUCAGCUGCUACCAGGAGUCCCUGGCGCCCUGCUUUUGCCUGUCUGCCCACAGCAACAUCAACCAGAUCACCGAGAUCAUCCUGGGGGAGACCAAGGCCUACGUGCUCUUCGAGCGCAGCUAUGGGGACAUGCACUCCUUCGUCCGCACGUGCAAGAAGCUGAGGGAGGAGGAGGCGGCCAGACUGUUCUACCAGAUCGCCUCGGCCGUGGCCCACUGCCACGAUGGGGGGCUGGUGCUGCGCGACCUCAAGCUCCGGAAGUUCAUCUUCAAGGACGAAGAGAGGACCCGGGUCAAGCUGGAAAGCCUGGAAGACGCCUACAUCCUGCGGGGAGAUGAUGACUCGCUCUCCGACAAGCACGGCUGCCCGGCCUACGUGAGCCCGGAGAUCCUGAACACCAGCGGCAGCUACUCGGGCAAGGCCGCCGACGUGUGGAGCCUGGGCGUGAUGCUGUACACCAUGCUGGUGGGGCGCUACCCUUUCCAUGACAUUGAGCCCAGCUCCCUCUUCAGCAAGAUCCGGCGCGGCCAGUUCAACAUUCCAGAGACGCUGUCGCCCAAGGCCAAGUGCCUCAUCCGGAGCAUCCUGCGGCGGGAGCCUUCCGAGCGGCUCACCUCGCAGGAGAUUCUGGACCAUCCUUGGUUUUCCACAGAUUUCAGCGUCUCCAGUUCGGGAUAUGGUGCUAAGGAGGUGUCUGACCAGCUGGUGCCGGAUGUCAACAUGGAGGAGAACUUGGACCCUUUCUUUAACUGAGCUCGUGCCCCGCAGAGACUGGGCUGGUACCGGAGCGGCAGAGGGCAGCAAAGAAGGGACUUCUUCCAGGGCCCAUGGGUCACCUGGCUCCGUAGCAGGAAUGGCACUGACUCACAGGUUUCUUGGUUCAAAGAAGGAAAACCUUCAAGGAGCUAACUGAACAUGUAGCAUGGGGGCGAGAGGUGUGUGGUGGGGUCAGGCUCUGGGGCCGGGGCAGGGGUGGGGGGAAGCCCCCUUCCGUGUCUCCUCCCUGUUGGAGCCCCGAGACCACCCCUCCUCAGUUGGCUCCGUCUACGCCCACUUUUCAUUUUGUUCAAAACUAGUUGCAGAUCCUGACAGAAUCGAAACUCUCUGCCUCAAACCCACAUCUCGGCAUCGCACUGUUAGCAUCUAACUUCUUGUCAUGAUUCAGGGAAGGUACAAUCGGCCAAGGGUUUCCCUUUUUUUUUUUUUCCCCUUUUCUUUUUUCCUUUCGAAACAAGCCAACCACCUAUCUGACAAUUACACGGUCACUUACAGAAAAUUCGGUGCACACAGACUGACGUGAAACCUGGGUGCUACGCUAAAAGAAAGUCCAGUUUGUGUCUCUUCAUCGCGCUCUCAACUCAUUCCUUCGAACUCAAGUUUUUACUAUCCCAGUCAGGAAGUGACGUGUUCAUUCUUGGCUCCCUGAAAAGGGGAGGGGCCCGGCCUCUAAUAAGCUAUUCUGUUUCGUGUCCAUUGGUUUGUGGCAGGAAGCUCUUAGACGUCAAACUUCCAGAGCAUCACUGCCCUCCUGGUUUCAAGAAAGAAAGAUGAAAGGAGAAAGGCCUUUGCCUCCUUCAUCUUUUUUUUUUUCCUCUUGAAUGACCAGGGCUGCCCAGAAGGCACCCCGCUGGGCGGAGAUGGCAGUGAGAGAGCGGGAAGCUUGGCCUCGGAAGCUUCUGGAAGCUUCUACAACCCGGGGCUCUCUUUUUCGUCUUUGAUUGGAGGUGAGCGGAGCAAAGCAGGUUGUGCCCCAGGUGUGACACACAGGGCAGCUCUCCCGUGUUCUUCGGGAAGAAUGGCCCUCCUGCCUGCGAAGGCCCUCUGGUCUGGACAGAAACCCUCGGUAGAGAUAAGCGGGAAAGACAAUAAGCUGAUAAGCGAGGAUGAUAUAAAUAAAAACAGCUUCUACCCACACACGCACCUUUAUAUCUUUGAGAACUCUUCUAUUUAUUAAGGAAAAUGUCACAUCGUGAUGUAUUAAGCCAGUACUUCAAUUACGGGUUGACUUGGGAUGACAUGCUACAUGCUGUCGUUAACAUUUAUAUAUAUAUAUACACACACAUAUAUAUAUUUUUUUCUUUUUUUUUUUUUUACUGUUUGAGUAUUUCUGUUGCCGAAAUAACCUUUCCUUUGGCUUUUCUAGCUAGCUCUAUUUGAUUUUGAGUGGCCAAUGUUUUUUUUUUUUUUAUUAACGACUUUUCUAUCGCUGUAUGAUACAGAACUCUUUGGGCAUAAAUACUUGUGUUUCCAGUACCUCAGUUGUUUGGAUCUUACUGCCUGUAUCCAUUUUUGUGAACUGGUCCUGUUUUUGGGUAGGUGACACGUGGACUCUUAGUAUGUAAAUGUUACUUGAAUCUGUGCUCCAUUAUCGUAUGUGGCAUGUAUGUGCGGACCGUGGAUGCUUCACGCCUGCCCAACAGGAGCCCGGCCAGCCGCUUCCCGAGAGGGCGGCGCCCCCGUUUGUGUGCGGAGACAAGGCGGCCACGGACGUGCCCUGGCUUCUAUGUUGAUGACAGAAGAUGGAGAGGAGAGAGGUGUCUCACACUCUGAGGAUGGUGCUGUGGUGAGGAGGAGGACCUGCCUCCUUCCCUCCCCCUGUAUUUUUGAAGGACCCGGGAGGAGGAGAGAUGGGUGACGUGCAUGGUGGGAAUCUGUGGCCUCUGGUGCUUUGUCCUGUAUUUGGUUUCAUGUUUUUGUCCUAAUCCCUUCAAUCAAUAAAAUUGUGCGUAUUUAACUAAAA
Molecule: messenger RNA, 4429 nt
Organism: Pipistrellus kuhlii (Kuhl's pipistrelle)
Lineage: Eukaryota; Metazoa; Chordata; Mammalia; Chiroptera; Vespertilionidae
Gene: TRIB2
Product: tribbles pseudokinase 2
Exons: 3
Coding region: 1408-2442 (344 amino acids)
Biological process (GO): protein phosphorylation; positive regulation of proteasomal ubiquitin-dependent protein catabolic process; regulation of MAP kinase activity
Cellular component (GO): nucleus
Molecular function (GO): ATP binding; mitogen-activated protein kinase kinase binding; protein kinase activity
Source: RefSeq, a predicted model, not a curated record